Messenger RNA from Sorex fumeus (smoky shrew), 1345 nucleotides. RefSeq names its product snurportin 1 (gene SNUPN). The record is from RefSeq and is a predicted model, not a curated record. Gene Ontology annotation, biological process: snRNA import into nucleus; protein import into nucleus. Gene Ontology annotation, molecular function: protein binding; nuclear import signal receptor activity. The transcript is spliced from 8 exons. Lineage: Eukaryota; Metazoa; Chordata; Mammalia; Eulipotyphla; Soricidae. Gene Ontology annotation, cellular component: nucleus; cytoplasm. Bases 1 to 1092 code for a protein of 363 amino acids.
AUGGAAGAGUUGAGUCAAGCACUGGCUGGUAGUUUUUCUGUGUCUCAGGAUCUAAACAGCACAGCGGCUCCGCACCCCCGCCUGUCCCAGUACAAGUCCAAGUACAGUUCUCUGGAGCAGAGUGAGCGGCGGCGCAAAUUACUGGAACUGCAGAAAUCCAAGCGGCUGGAUUAUGUGAACCAUGCCAGAAGGCUGGCUGAAGAUGACUGGGCAGGGAUGGACAGUGAGGAGGAAGAUAAGAAAGACGAUGAAGAAAUGGACAUUGAUGCGGGCAAGAAGUUGCCAAAGCGUUAUGCCAAUCAGCUGAUGCUGUCCGAGUGGCUGAUCGACGUGCCCUCCGACCUGGGGCAGGAGUGGAUUGUGGUUGUGUGCCCGGUUGGUAAAAGAUCCCUGAUUGUGGCCUCCAGGGGGUCCACCAGUGCCUACACCAAGAGCGGCUACUGCGUCAACAGGUUUCCUUCCCUCCUGCCCGGAGGCAACAGGAGAAACGCCACCACGGCCAAAGACUACACCAUCCUGGACUGCAUCUACAGCGAGGUCAGCCAGACCUACUAUGUCCUGGACGUGAUGUGCUGGCGGGGACACCCCUUCUAUGACUGCCAGACUGAUUUCCGGUUCUACUGGAUGCAUUCAAAGUUACCAGAAGAAGAAGAACUGGGACAAAAAACCAAACUCAACCCUUUUAAAUUUGUGGGGCUCCAGAACUUCCCUUGUACCCCUGAGAGCCUGUGUACGGUGCUGGCCAUGGAUUUCCCUUUUGAGGUGGACGGCCUGCUCUUCUACCACAGGCAGACCCACUACAGCCCCGGCAGUACCCCUCUGGUGGGCUGGCUGCGCCCCUACAUGGUGUCGGACGUCCUCGGUGUGGCCGUGCCGGCCGGCCCCCUGACCACCAAGCCCGACUAUGCCAGCCACCAGCUCCAGCAGAUCAUCAAGCACAAGAGGAGCCAGAGGGAGGGCGCCACGGAGAAGGUCGCACCGAAGGCCCCCGAGAAUGGCCACUACGAACUAGAACACCUGUCCACCCCGCAGCUGCCCCACACAAGUUUGCCCCAGAGCCCGGCCCACGCAGGCAGCCUCAUGGAGGGCUAGGCAGGGCAGCCACCGUGGGCCCCAGGAGGAGGGUGCCUGGCUGAGAAGGACCGGCGGCAGGACGGUGAUAAGAGCAAGGGACUUCAUUCCAGAGUGGACGUCCCAGCACUGCUGGAGCUGACAUCAGCUUAUCUCCUCUCUGCAGGCUGGCUCAGACAACUGGGGGAGGGUCCGACCGGGUGGGAUUUGGAGUUGGGUAGCAGCGACAUGUAACCCAGAUCAAAGAUGUAAAUAGAUGUAAUUAUCCACAAGA